Messenger RNA from Uranotaenia lowii, 5044 nucleotides. RefSeq lists its product as uncharacterized. The transcript is spliced from 9 exons. Lineage: Eukaryota; Metazoa; Arthropoda; Insecta; Diptera; Culicidae. Gene Ontology annotation, cellular component: nucleus. The record is from RefSeq and is a predicted model, not a curated record. Gene Ontology annotation, biological process: regulation of gene expression. The coding region runs from base 319 to 3765 and encodes 1148 amino acids.
ACGAAUUUGUGUUGUCUGAAUGUGAGUUGGUUUGGUAGUCCACCACUGCGUGCAGUUUCGGUGAAUACUCUUCUCUCGCGGGCGGCGAAUGUCUACUUGGUCAACAUAAAAUAUCGCGAUUUUCCACAACACCGCUACAGGUGCAAUGAAAAGUGCAUCCAAGUGAAGUUCCAACCGAGUGCUUCACAUAAGGAUAACAAUUGAUCCCGGCAUCAAAACUGCUUUGGAUUAACACUGAGGAUCAAUCGCCCUUCUUACUGUAGCCGUGUUGCUUCGAGCCGCAGCACUCCCAUCACCGUGGCGUCGUCCGUUGAGGAAAUGGGUGAGGUUGGAGUUACCACCGCUGAGCAUCCUACUGCCGAUGAAGUCAAGGAAAAUGGUGAACUAAAUGGGAAUGGUACGGAUCAAUUGCCCACCAAAGGUGUUGUCAAGGAGGGUGAUGAAAUCAGUACCAAGAUUGCCAGCGAGAGUGAGGCAGAGGAAGCGUCUCAACCAUCCAGGCCUAUUAGCAGUAAUGGUCAAACAGACGACACUUCCCAAGACCAUGAAGAAACUGAGGACAGCAGACAAGAAGCAGCCGUGGAAUCCAUUGAAUCGAUGGAUGUCGACGGCGGAAGUGGAGAUCGAAAGUCGCAAACAGAAAACAAAAGUGGAGGCAUCUCUCCAGAUAGAGCAGACCCGUUGGACGAGAAUCCAAAGUCGAAAGACGACGAUGAGCCAAUGGAUGUAGACGCAUCAACUAACGGCCAUAGUACAGCCGAGAAGACAGAUAUCGAUGAUGAUAGUGAAAAACCGGUCAGUAUUAAUUCAGAUUCUGACAAUGAAGAUGAAGAUGAAGAUCUGUCUGAAUCAAGAAAAAGGAGAGGGCCCGAGAGUCUGGAUGGUAAUUCAAAAUCCAGCGAUAGUGUUUCCACUUCGUCGAAAUCUAAUGGGGCCCCUGUAAAACAACAAAACGGGGAUUGUGAUGGAGAUGUGACAAUUCUGAGCGACAAAGAGGAAGAUUGCGUGGUAAUCGAUGAUGAGGAUGGUGACGACACCAAUACAAGCAGUGUACAUAGUCAACAUAAAGAUAAUUUGGAUGAAAUAUCCCCUAGAAGGAGCUCGAGGGUUCGUAAAAGUAUGCUACCAUCGGAUAUUUCUACUAUUGACGAUGAUGAUGAUAUUGAGGAAAUAAUAGACGAUCCUUUGAAUAUACCGGCUAAAAAACCUCGGCUGUCUAUAAAUCCAUCACUACAACAAAAUAACACCUUUAAUGCACAACCACAAAAGUCACUACUUGCCAAUAAUCAGACAGGCGUUGCAAAAGAUUCCAAUCUGGUUAUAGUAGAUUCGAAUUCACUAAUAAAUCGAUCCAAUUCAGGAACUCCCAAAUCCGCGAAUUCUUCGUUUUCGGCGCUUCCGGCUGGUAUGUCGCCUAAUAGUUCGUACAAUUCAUCGCGCACGGUACUGAAUCCUGUAGCGGCAGCUGCAAGUCUCAUCUCGAAAAGCAACCCGCCACCAUUAGCGCCGUUAGCGCCAGUUACACCGCUAUUACCAGCUUUAACAGACGAUAUGUUUGUGCUGGAAGCACCUUCGUUUAUUGUCCCGUACAUUUAUGAAAAACCACCACCAGAGAAUCUUCGAGACAUUGUCACUGAACUGGAAGCCCGAAUUCGGUCAAUGCGGAAAAGAAUCGAAGACGAUGACUCUAAAACGGGCGACGACGAAAAUAGCCAGACUUCAACAGCGGAAAGUCUAGGUAAAAAAUCAUCAGCUUCGGAAGAACCCGUAGCCACAUCCAGUAAAAAGAGUAAAUCAAAACGGAAAAAAUCUCCUGAUGAGGAUGACGAUUGGAAUGAAGUGGAUACAUCGACGGAUGAUGAAGCAUCGGAUGAAGAACAGAAAACGAAGGUACUUAUAAAGGAUGCUGAAACAGAUAUCGAUAUAAUUAAAGAUCACAUCAUAACACCGGGGGCCAAAGAUGACGGAAUCACCCUGGUUGAAACGAAAAAAUCCGAAGAUUAUUUCGAGAACCCUCUGGGAAAAUUUUUCAUGAAUAUCGGCAUCAAUUUGGUGCAGGAAUUCGUGCAAACUGAUCUACUAAGGCAACAGAAGAAGAAGCGAGACCGAGAAGGCAAACCGAACGCAAGUACUCAGAUGGCAAUCAACUCGCUGAUGAAGAACCUGGAACUGAGCAAGGAAAACAACCGGCCAUUUAAAUUUGAAAUGAAGCGUUGCGAGUAUUGCCCCUUCAAAUCGGAAUCGGCAUUGUCCAUGGCACACCAUUACGAAACGCCACAUAUGCGAAAUUAUGUCUACAAAUGUAACUUCUGCUCCUAUGAAACACGUCCUCCGCAUGAUAUCCUGUAUCACAUGGAGGCCGUCCACAACAUCAAGGGGAAACUGGAAAAGGGUUCGAUGUACCACGCAUGUCCCAACUGUCCAUUUGAAGAUAAUGGCAAAUCCAAACUAGCCCGACACACUGUAGCUUGUGCGAAGAAAUUCCGACCGGAAAUCAAUCUGAACCCGCCCAUCGAUUGGGAGCCUCCGGCGAAAAUUCCUCGCAUCAAACCGAAACAUGGUCUCGUGGGAACAGCGACUGCAUACCAAGCAAUGGCAGCCCAGCAGCAAAAAACUUUGUCGAUGGCCAACCAACGAGUUCAGACGGUCGGAAAUAUCAAUCCGGUGAAUAUCAACAACCUCACAGCAGCUGCCCAGGCGGCGGCACUACGAGCACGGGCUACAGUGGCUGGUGGCAAACAGAUUCCGCUAAACCCGGCCGCCUCCGCUGGUCUCAUGCGCGUUGGUGCCACCGGAGCUACAGGUUUGCGCACCGGACUAUCGCCAGGAAUGGUAAUGCCCAAUAAUCUGCAACUGUCUGCAGCGGCAAUUGCCGCUGCUGCUAAUAAGUUUUUGCCGGCCCAGACAGUCACUGGACGGCCUCUACUCGCAAAUUCUAACGCAUCGGUGACGAUUCAGAACGCAAUGGGUAUGAAGACAGGUAUGAAACCCUCACAGCAACCCAGCAUCUCCAUCACACCGCUACCGCGGCAAUCGAAUGCGGCCAAUGCCAUGGCCAUGGCGGGUGCACUACCCAAAAUUCAAGCGGCAGGCUCAUCGGCUAUAAAGCCGGGACAAAACCCAGCUGGAGGCAAAACAGCAUUCGUAGUAUGUGAAAUUUGUGAUGGUUACAUCAAGGACCUGGAUCAGCUGCGAAACCACAUGCAAUGGAUACACAAAGUUAAGAUACACCCUAAGAUGAUUUAUAACCGGCCACCUUUGAAUUGCCAAAAAUGUCAAUACCGAUUCUUCACGGAUCAGGGCUUGGAACGGCAUUUGCUAGGUUCUCACGGUCUAGUAACGAGUUCUAUGCAGGAAGCAGCGAAUAAGGGAAAAGACGCUGGACGGUGUCCUGUUUGUGGACGGGUUUAUCAAUGGAAACUGUUGAACCAUGUGUCUCGGGACCACAAUAUGACCCUGAAACCAGCGCAUCUUUCCUACAAGUGUACGGUGUGUACCGCUACUUUUGGCAUGUACAAGCAAUUCGAAAGCCACGUAUACUCGGCACAUAGCACAGUGGCGAAAAAGGCGCUCGAUAACAAAGGUAAGCCAGCACAAGGAGCUGGGUCCAGCGGCAGCCCGGCGACGACCCGAAGUUCUCUCGGAGGUGGCGACUCACUGCUGAAACCGUUGAAAAUCAACGACGAGAUCACGAUUAUUCCUCAGCCAGGUGGCGGCAAAGGAGCGUCAAAACCGAUGGAAAUCGAGAGCCAUGUUAUCGAUUAAACUACGUUCCUCGAAACCAUCGACUCUUCACUAGGACAGAAUUUUCUUUAUACCUAUUACCACUUUCAAUCGGAUGUAACCUUGUAAACAAUACGAACAGUUUUCGAUAGUAAGGCAAAUAAAUAACUGUAAACAAAAAGCAUCAAGGCUUGAAAGAUGUUUUCUAGGUCAUUUCAUUCUUCGUAUACCCCCGUAUCUGUCAUCCCCAAUAGCUGUACCGGCGAUUUUUUUUCACCUGUUUUCUAAAGAAAUAAAGACAAACUCCAACAAGUUCCUAUUGAACAACAUGUUUGUCUAUAAAAAGGGGAUCUUCGUUGAUCUUUUAAAAUUUGUUCUAUAAGUUGGUACUUUACCUAUUCGACUUUUAAAACACUUUUGCUUCACAAUCAAAUCGGGAUGUUGUACAGAAGAUUGGAAUUCAUGAAGCAGAUUAACAAUAGUCAAAUGUUUGUAACUACAAAAAGUUACACCUUGAAAACUUGGAAAAUCACAAGCAAAAAUAUUUAUAGCUACAAAAAUGUAUAAGUUUACCAACCUCCUGUGAACAUCAAUGGAAAGAAUACCUUUUUUGAGUAAUAUAGUUUGCGCUGAAUAUAAGGCACCAUUUAGUUGAAUGGGUACAAUUUGUGAAAACCUAGAAUUCACAAAUUCUUUACUGCAAAUAACCAGUUUGCUUGCAAAAUCCUGGGGUACAAGGUGCCUUUCAGAUGCAGUUUUCAAAAAACGCGCUAUCAAAACAAACGCAGGCACACAAUGCAACAUCAUAAUUAUAACUAUAGGAAAAGGACAAAAAACAGAACAGGGCGGGAACGGCUAUGCGUGCGCGGAAACCUUCUUGAAAUUUUGUAUAUUUUUGAAAUUGAUUAACUUAUUCGUUUUUUUUUUGUGUGAGGAGGAGCAAAGCAAAAGCAUAAUUCUACCCAAUCUUAGGAAAACAAAAGAGAAAAGAAAACGCAGUAACAUGUAAGAGUAGUGAGUAUACUUAAUUUAACCAAUUUUUCUUAUAGAGAUAUAAUAGCGAUAAAGAUCAUCUUAUUGUAUUAAAUGGUACAUGAAAGAAAUAUUAGUUGCGUUAAGAUUCACAGAAUUUAAGGCAGUACAUACUAAUCAACCUCAUCGUGUGGAAAUAGAACUGGAAUAAAAAAUAAAACGCGAGCAGCUCUAAAAGGUUCUCGUGCUAAGCUAAAGAUCAAUUUGGUAAUCCGUUCACCACAGGAUAGAUAUGACGAAAAAAAAUUACUUUAUAGUAUAAACAAACAGCUGAUAGUACGUACAAUAA